This is a messenger RNA of Babjeviella inositovora NRRL Y-12698, 1607 nucleotides long. It is a transcript of the gene OST1, whose product is annotated as dolichyl-diphosphooligosaccharide--protein glycotransferase subunit. The coding region runs from base 30 to 1454 and encodes 474 amino acids. Gene Ontology annotation, cellular component: membrane; oligosaccharyltransferase complex. NCBI's taxonomy places the organism in Eukaryota, Fungi, Ascomycota, Pichiomycetes, Serinales. The transcript has a single exon. The record is from RefSeq and is a predicted model, not a curated record.
UUACAAUCAAUUACAAACCGUGUGUAGCCAUGAAGUACUUAGCCUACCUUAUAGUUACCUUUUUCGCGUUCCUUUCGGUCGCUGCUACGACGGACUUUGUUCCGCCUCAGGUGUGGAAAAACACCAAGUACGACAGAACGGUGCAGUUAAUAAAGUCAUACGUUAAGGAGCAGGUGACGGUCACCAUCGCCAACACUGGUUCCCAGCCAAACCAGUUUUACUUCUUUGCGCUUCCACAGGAUGUUAUUGCGGACUUGUCGAUCAUCUCGGUUGAGCUCGCGGUCGGCAAGGAGCUGGUGCCUGCGACCAUUCACCCCGAAACCAACGGCAACGUCGGUUUCGUCCGCGUGCAAUUGCCGGUGCCUAUCUCGCCCAAGUCAUCCAUCAAGAUCAGCGUGACUUAUAUCUACACCAACCACCUCACCCCAGCGUUGCCUAAGAUCUACUUCGAGGACGAGCACAUGGUGGUGUUCCGCUCGUACAAGCUUCCGUUGGCCGCUUACGAAACCACAAACUACAACUUCGAUGUCAUGGGUGUGCAGUUGGCCAAGACCCAGGAGAUUGCUUCUGCCGAAUACGACGCCCAGAACUUGGAGGCGGACUUCCGUCGCGACCGGAUUGUGUACACCGGCGAUGGAUCCGUCGCCCCGCUCACCUUUAUGCCCGUGACGCUCACCUUUGAACGCAACUUUCCGUUGCCACGUGUCUACAACUUGAACCGUGACGUAUGGGUAUCGCACUCCGGGGAGUCAGUCUCCUUUGAGGAGUACUACGAGUUGGGAAACGAUGCGUCUGCAUUGAACAGGGGCUUUUCCAGAAUUGAGUGGAUGCAGGCGCGGAUGGCGCAAAGGCACUCCUUUGCCAUCACUGGAUUGGAACUCGCCACCUCGCCUAACGCUAGAGAGCUCUACUACACCGACUUGGUCGGAAAUGUGUCCACCUCUGCGGUUCCCGAGGAUGGCAACAUGUACAUCAAGCCGCGGUUCCCGCUCUUCGGGGGCUGGCACUAUAACUUUACCGUCGGCUGGUCAACCGACUUGGCACAGUAUUUGAGGGUUGCGGGUAAGGACACUUACGUCAUGAAGGUGCCGGUGCUUGCGGGCUUGCGCGACUGCACGUACGACAAUGUCCGUCUCAGCUUCUACUUACCGGAGGGCGCGGUGUUGACCGACGUGGCGUCUGCCGUUCCGUACUCUGAGAAGAUCGUGGAUCUCCUUGAGUUGUCAUACCUUGACACCAAGGGUCACACCAAAGUGACGUUGGUGUACGAAAAUGUCGUUGACGAGUUGAGGAGCGCGGACGUUUUACUCACCUACGAGUACGACUUUAACGCCCGUUUGAGGAAGCCGUUCACCGUCGCUGCGUACAUCUUUACGGCUUUGUUCAGCUACUUUGUCUUGACCAAGAUCAACCUUGCCAUUCGGCCGGAGAAAGCCAGCUCGAAAGCAACAUAAGUAAAAUUUAAAAGUUAUACAGACCUAGAUACUAUAUGUAGAUUAUAAGAGAUGUGCAAGGUAAGGGCAUAUCUUUGGAAAUAGCUCGGCGUCACCCCGGGCGGAGCUGACGUGCCAAAAUACACUCUUGGACUUCAAGCCAUAGCAUCCAAA